Molecule: messenger RNA, 2106 nt
Organism: Neomonachus schauinslandi (Hawaiian monk seal)
Lineage: Eukaryota; Metazoa; Chordata; Mammalia; Carnivora; Phocidae
Gene: TRIM8
Product: tripartite motif containing 8
Exons: 6
Coding region: 299-1954 (551 amino acids)
Source: RefSeq, a predicted model, not a curated record
AAUUUGGACCCCGGCGCUCCCCUCCAGGGCUGGAGUCCCGGCCGCGGCCCUGGCGCAGUCCGCCGCCUCCCGCUAGGCGCUCGGGAGGAGGAGGAGACGCAGCCGGCUGCGCGCGCGGCGGGAGGACCGAGGCUCCCUCCUCUGGGGGGCAGGCGCGCGGAAGGCGUUGGUGACUGAGCGACUGUCGGGGCUGCCUGGGGCCGGAGCUCGGGGCUCGGCGGGCCUGUAGCUGCACGGGACGGACCCCCAGAGUUGGGCAGUUGGGGAGGCCUGCCCGGGCCCCCUGCCCGCGGCCGCCAUGGCGGAGAAUUGGAAGAACUGCUUUGAGGAGGAGCUCAUCUGCCCCAUCUGCCUGCAUGUCUUCGUGGAGCCCGUGCAGUUGCCGUGCAAACACAACUUCUGCCGGGGCUGCAUCGGCGAGGCGUGGGCCAAGGACAGCGGCCUGGUGCGCUGCCCGGAGUGCAACCAGGCCUACAACCAGAAGCCGGGCCUGGAGAAGAACCUGAAGCUCACCAACAUCGUGGAGAAGUUCAACGCCCUGCACGUGGAGAAGCCGCCGGCGGCGCUGCACUGCGUGUUCUGCCGUCGCGGCCCCCCGCUGCCCGCGCAGAAGGUCUGCCUGCGCUGCGAGGCGCCCUGCUGCCAGUCCCACGUGCAGACGCACCUGCAGCAGCCCUCCACCGCCCGCGGGCACCUCCUGGUGGAGGCGGACGACGUGCGGGCCUGGAGCUGCCCCCAGCACAACGCCUACCGCCUCUACCACUGUGAGGCCGAGCAGGUGGCCGUGUGCCAGUACUGCUGCUACUACAGCGGCGCGCAUCAGGGACACUCGGUGUGCGACGUGGAGAUCCGGAGGAAUGAGAUCCGGAAGAUGCUGAUGAAGCAACAGGACCGUCUGGAGGAGCGAGAGCAGGAUAUUGAGGACCAGCUGUACAAACUUGAGUCGGACAAGCGCCUGGUGGAGGAGAAGGUGAGCCAGCUGAAGGAGGAGGUGCGGCUGCAGUAUGAAAAGCUGCACCAGCUGCUGGAUGAGGACCUGCGGCAGACGGUGGAGGUCCUGGACAAGGCCCAGGCCAAGUUCUGCAGCGAGAACGCAGCGCAGGCGCUGCACCUCGGGGAGCGCAUGCAGGAGGCCAAGAAGCUGCUGGGCUCCCUGCAGCUCCUCUUCGACAAGACGGAAGAUGUCAGCUUCAUGAAGAACACCAAGUCUGUGAAAAUCCUAAUGGACAGGACCCAGACCUGCACGGGCAGCAGCCUUUCUCCCCCUAAGAUCGGCCACCUGAACUCCAAGCUCUUCCUGAAUGAGGUGGCCAAGAAGGAGAAGCAGCUGCGGAAGAUGCUAGAAGGCCCCUUCAGCACAGCGGUGCCCUUCCUGCAGAGCGUCCCCCUGUACCCUUGUGGCGUGAGCAGCUCUGGGGCGGAGAAGCGCAAGCACUCAACGGCCUUCCCGGAGGCCAGUUUCCUAGAGACGUCGUCAGGCCCCGUGGGCAGCCAAUAUGGGGCAGCGGGCACAGCCAGCGGCGAGGGCCAGUCAGGGCAGCCCCUGGGGCCCUGCAGCUCCACGCAGCACUUGGUGGCCCUGCCGGGCGGCGCCCAACCAGUGCACUCAAGUCCUGUGUUCCCCCCGUCACAGUAUCCCAAUGGCUCCGCCACCCAGCAGCCCAUGCUCCCCCAGUAUGGCGGCCGCAAGAUUCUCGUCUGUUCUGUGGACAACUGUUACUGUUCUUCCGUGGCCAACCACGGUGGCCACCAGCCCUACCCCCGCUCCGGCCACUUUCCCUGGACAGUGCCCUCGCAGGAGUACUCACACCCGCUCCCGCCCACACCCUCCGUCCCCCAGUCCCUUCCUGGCCUGGCGGUCAGAGACUGGCUCGACGCCUCCCAGCAGCCUGGCCACCAGGAUUUCUACAGGGUGUAUGGGCAGCCGUCCACCAAACACUACGUGACGAGCUAACGCCACGCAGGCAGUGGGGGCACUGGGGGAUCUUCCCCCCCAGCCCCCCAGUGGCUCGGGAAUUAUGCAUCCAGAGACCUGCCCUUCUACCUUCCUGUCUUCCCUCCCUUCCUCCUUCAUCUCCCCCCAAGUCUUUUCCUUUUGGAUUUUGU